AUGUUUAGAGCUUUGAGUACAAGCAGAAGAAGCCAUAAGGGUUAUGAUCAGUUAACUGCUGCAGAUGAGCACUCUAAUGCUUCUUUGCUACCUAAGUUGAGUAGAGCCAAAAGCUUGCCUGCUAAAAUCCUCAGUUCAUCCAAGAAUCUAAAUCUCGUUCCCAGUCGAGCCAGGCCGAGUACGAAUCCAACCGAGCAGGUUAAGAAGGCCAGUAAGGUUCACCCCUUUUUCAGUCUUUUUGAAAGCAGGAAAAGGAAGAAGGCAACAGCAAAACCUGAAUUCUCAAGGUAUAUGGAGUAUGUCAAGGAGGGGGGUAUGUGGGAUGUCAAAGCAAAUAUGCCUGUUAUAUACUAUAAAUGA
This is a messenger RNA of Fraxinus pennsylvanica, 360 nucleotides long. The record is from the annotation of a GenBank genome assembly. NCBI's taxonomy places the organism in Eukaryota, Viridiplantae, Streptophyta, Magnoliopsida, Lamiales, Oleaceae.